AUGGAAAAUUUAAAACUUUAAAUAAUAUGCUUGCUUGUUUAUUACCAUCAGAUCCAAAAUCUGAUAGUUUCAUUACGUUACAACAUGAUCAUUGUAGAUAUAGUGUUGAUGUUGUGUCAAAUAUUGUCGAAGCAUUUGAAAAAAAAGGAUACACAUUCGAAACUGUUGCUGAAUGUUUAGGGAAUAAUGUUGCUCCUUAUAAAAAUAAUAAUACAAUUCAUACGACCUCUGGAUCAUCUGCUUUAAAAUAUUCUGGAUCUA
Racocetra fulgida is the source of this 261-nucleotide messenger RNA. The record is from the annotation of a GenBank genome assembly. Lineage: Eukaryota; Fungi; Glomeromycota; Glomeromycetes; Diversisporales; Gigasporaceae.